Zymoseptoria tritici IPO323 is the source of this 2303-nucleotide messenger RNA. RefSeq names its product response regulator receiver SKN7p (gene MgSkn7). The record is from RefSeq and is a predicted model, not a curated record. The transcript has 7 exons. NCBI's taxonomy places the organism in Eukaryota, Fungi, Ascomycota, Dothideomycetes, Mycosphaerellales, Mycosphaerellaceae. Gene Ontology annotation, biological process: regulation of DNA-templated transcription; phosphorelay signal transduction system. Gene Ontology annotation, molecular function: DNA-binding transcription factor activity; sequence-specific DNA binding; phosphorelay response regulator activity. Bases 342 to 2303 code for a protein of 653 amino acids.
GAAAACAUUCCCCGUCCUUUGACUUGCGAUCCUCAUUCACCCACCCACCUCGCGACCUUUGGCGGGGAAUCCUCAUACUCGACUUUCCUAUACCGCCCGCGCCUCGAACCUUGGCGGACUUCACUUAUCUCCACGACCGGGUGGCUGGCGCUGGAUGACAUAAGAGGGGCAUAUUGAAAGAGUCGCAUCAGCAACAGCGUGGUGCGGGUUUUCGGAACAACAGCGAAGAGAGGGAAGGGGCUUGUUCGGAGGGAUAAAGCAGUGUCGCGCAACAGUCGGCGCAAAGAGUCUGGAUGCGCUGUCGCUGUUUAUGAGUACUGCUGCGGGAUCAAGACGUCACGAUGGAUAAUUCUUCGAACCAAGGGGCCAACAACUCCAGCGACUUUGUUCGCAAGCUCUACAAGAUGUUGGAGAAUCCCCAGGAUGAGAGCAUAGUACGAUGGGGGAACGAGGGCGAUAGCUUUGUUGUGCUUGAGAACGAGAAGUUCACCAAGCACAUCCUCCCGAAACACUUCAAGCACAGCAACUUUGCCAGCUUCGUGCGGCAACUGAAUAAGUACGACUUCCACAAAGUGCGGCAUAACAAUGAAGAGGGAGGGUCAUCUCCAUACGGAGCAGGAGCGUGGGAGUUCAAACAUCCAGACUUCAAGAUGAACAACAAAGAUGCAUUGGACAACAUCAGACGAAAAGCGCCCGCUCCACGGAAAGCGAACGCCGCCUCCGGUGGAGAUGAGCUCGUUCCAACACAACAGAUGGAUCUGGUCAAUACGCAGCUGGUCGCGACCCAGCAACAACUCCAACAGCUACAAGAGAGAUAUAACGAUCUGAGCAUGCAUCACACAAUGCUGCUGCAAGAGCUCAUCGGCGUGCAAAAGACGGUGGUGAACCAUGAACAUGUCAUACAAUAUGUGAUGAGCUUCUUGAACAACAUCGAUGCACAACGUCGCAGGGAGAGCAGGAUUGUCACAUCGAAUCCAUUUACGAACGGAGCUGCUGCGAACGGAUCAGCAAACACACCAGCCAGCGACGCGGCAUCUCUACCUCCCGUCGACGAUGAUGUCCCAGCAUCACCACUCCAGCAUGCAUCGAAACUGCUAAGCGAAGUCAACGCCAACCACAUGCUCAACACCAGGAAUCUCGAACAGAUGAACGAAGCCCAGAUGCGAAUGAAUGCCGCCCUCACCACUCCACCACCUGAUCUUGCAGCGGCUCGAAAUGGAGGGACUCGAUCUUCCAGCAGAGGAGCCGCACCUCAUUCCGCCGCUUCAUCGACGUCGCCUUCGUACGGCGAAUUGGACAACAUGGUCUAUCCGAUUGGCCACACUCAGGGUAUCGAUCCGAUGUACAGCGAGCAUAUCCAUAAUAUUCCAUAUCCGAUGCCAGCGAAGGGACCGGAUGGUCUCAUGGCUCCAGCACCAGCACCCGAGGCACGAAAGAAGAGCGCGCAAAUGGAUCCCGGGUGGAUUCGUCAGCCGAAGAUUUUGCUCGUAGAGGAUGAUCAGACGUGUAGGAGGAUUGGAGGGAAGUUCCUCUAUGCUUUCCAGACGUCGAUUGACAGCGCUCUCGACGGACUGGAAGCUGUGAACAAACUCAACAACGGAAACAAAUACGACCUUGUCCUGAUGGAUAUAAUAAUGCCCAACCUCGACGGUGUCUCCGCCACGCAUCUCGUCCGGCAAUUCGACAACACCACACCCAUCAUCGCUAUGACGUCUAACAUCCGCAGCGACGACAUUUCUAUGUACUUUCAGCACGGCAUGAACGACGUCCUCCCCAAACCCUUCACAAAAGAAGGUCUCCUCAGCAUGCUAGAAAAACACCUCCAACACCUCAAAAAACCCUCUGGCGCCGCUCUCGACGCAAUGCCACCUCCACCUUCCGCUUCCGUUGGCCUCGCAUCCACGAAACGAAGUCUCAAAUCCGAAGACUCCCCAGCUACAUCACCCGCCACAGUCUCCAACUGGAAUUCACCCAGCCAACUACCCUCCAACUCUCCCGCGGGCUCCAUGACCGCCGACGACCAACCAUAUCUCAGUCCAGCGGGAUAUGUCGGACCAGGGAUGCAAGGGCCUGGAGGUGGAGGAGGGAUGUAUGGCGCGGGAGCGGUGCAGGCGAGAGGACUGGUAGGAGGAUUGCAGAGGAGAGGGAUUGGUGAGAUAUCGGGUGGGGUGGAGCCACAAGGGGAUGCGAAGAGGCAGCAGAUCUAUGGGGGAUUGCCGCCGCAUUUACAGCAGGGGCAACCGGGUGCACCGCAGAAUCCGCUGGCGCAUUUACAGCAGCCUAUGCAGCCGAGAGGGCCGUGA